Molecule: messenger RNA, 456 nt
Organism: Cadophora gregata
Lineage: Eukaryota; Fungi; Ascomycota; Leotiomycetes; Helotiales; Ploettnerulaceae
Exons: 4
Coding region: 1-456 (151 amino acids)
Source: RefSeq, a predicted model, not a curated record
AUGCUUGCCAAUGACAGCGUCUCGUACCAUCGAGAAAAAUACCAAGACUGCCCUCAUAACAUCAUUCACUUGUUCCGUCACCAUGGACUGUCCGAACAAGACGCAUAUGAUAGAGCUCAAGGAAUGCUCCGGGAGCGGUAUCGAGAGUGGUAUCUCGCUCUCGCAGAUCUUCCAGUAUGGGGUGAAGGAAUUGAUAAGCAGGUCCACCGCUACAUUAAAGGCAUUCAGGAUGUAGCAUCUGCCAAUGCUCAUUGGAGCUUCCGGACUGAAAGGUACUUCGGCAAGGACAGGCACGAGAUUCGUCGGACCAGAGUGCUCGUCGAAGGACAGGUUGACUGGCUCCCACCUAUCGUGCUUGCUAAUACAUAUGCUGUCGUGGACAACGAGCCAGUUGUUGCCUGUGCCAGAGACGCGAAGGUGAACAUGGGUCGCUAUUUGAAGGUGAUUGAGGCCUGA